Molecule: messenger RNA, 576 nt
Organism: Sphenostylis stenocarpa
Lineage: Eukaryota; Viridiplantae; Streptophyta; Magnoliopsida; Fabales; Fabaceae
Source: the annotation of a GenBank genome assembly
AUGCGCGCCCUAGUAGCUCAGUUCUCUAAUUAUUUAUGCAGAAGAAAUGCUGGGAUCAACCCGCGAUCUCGUAAUUUUUCAUCAUAUAGUGGCAAAGAUGAGCUAUCGAUCGAGGAAGAAGCCGAGAGGAAAGUUGGAUGGCUAUUGAAGACGAUAUUUUUUGUCACUGCAGGGGUAGCAGGAUACCAUUUCUUUCCUUAUAUGGGAGAAAAUUUAAUGCAACAGUCUGUGUCGCUUUUGCGUGUCAAGGAUCCAUUGUUCAAAAGGAUGGGAGCUUCUAGAUUGGCUCGUUUUGCAAUAGAUGAUGAAAGAAGGAAAAAGAUAAUUGAGAUGGGUGGAGCUCGAGAACUCUUAAAUAUGUUAAGCACAGCUAAAGAUGACCGUACACGGAAAGCAGCAUUGCAAGCUCUUGACGCACUGUCACACUCAGAUGAAGCUCUAGCAUCCAUGCAUCAUGCUGGGGCCAUUUCAGUAAUCAGAUCUGCACCAAAUUCACUUGAGGAUGCAGAAGUUGAGGGAUACAAGUUGAGCUUGAUGAAAAGGUUCCAAGAUCUGAGAUAUGAUGUCCCAUCAUGA